Messenger RNA from Ilyonectria robusta, 933 nucleotides. Its product is annotated as short-chain dehydrogenase/reductase. The record is from RefSeq and is a predicted model, not a curated record. The transcript has a single exon. Bases 1 to 933 code for a protein of 310 amino acids. Lineage: Eukaryota; Fungi; Ascomycota; Sordariomycetes; Hypocreales; Nectriaceae.
AUGAUCUUUGGCAGCAAAUCUGUGUCCUUCGACCCAGAGAAGGACAUCCCGUCCCUCAUCGGAAAGGUCAUCCUGGUUACAGGAGGGAACGCCGGCCUUGGGAAGCAAUCAGUCCUCGAGUUUUCUCGGCACAAGCCUAAGCAAAUAUGGCUCGCCUCACGCAGCCUCGAAAAAGCUAAGGCAGCGGCCGACGAGAUCAAGCAACAGGUACCGGAUGCACCAAUCACGCUUCUGGAACUGGACCUUGGAUCCUUCGAUUCAGUGAAGAAGGCAUCCAUGAGGGUUCUAUCCGAGUCAGAUCGUCUAGACAUUCUCAUGCUCAACGCUGGCAUCAUGGCGGUCCCCCCAGGCCUGACUAAAGAUGGCUACGAGAUCCAGUUCGGAACGAAUCACAUGGGCCAUGCACUCUUGACCAAGCUCUUGCUACCAAUUUUGGAAAAGACGGCCAAGAGCAACACAGGGGCGGAUGUGCGCAUUGUUUCAAUGACAUCGUAUGGGCAUACAUACGCUCCCAAGGGAGGGUGUCGCUUGGACACGGCUAAGACCACGGCUGACAGCCUGGGAGCUUAUGGGCGCUAUUACCAGAGCAAGCUAGCGAACGUGCUUUGGAUAAGGCAGUUGGCGAAGCUGUAUCCUCAGUUCACAGUUGCAGCUAUCCAUCCAGGCGUGGUGCGUACCCAGCUCAUGGAUGGUGCGACGGCCACGCCGGCGGUUGUAAGGGUCUUGGUAAAGGUUGGAAACAAGUUUCUCAAGUCUGUCGAGCAAGGUGCCAGAAACCAGCUUUGGGCUUCGGUGUCAAAUGAUGUCAAGAGUGGGGAGUACUAUGAGCCUGUAGGUAUUGGGGGUUUGGCGAGCGACGACGGAAAGGAUGAUGGCUUAGCGAAGAAGUUGUGGGAUUGGACCGAAGAGGAGCUGAAAGAGCAUUCAGUGUAA